GACCAGAAUUUGUCUUAGCUAGAUUUUAAGCAUCGACCAUAUCUCCAGCAUCAUCAAUUGACAACUACUGUCUCAUCCAUGCGAGCAUUUGCCUGAUUGCCGCUACUUCUUCGUUGAUGACCCGUUUCGGGUAACAUCCUAGUGACGUCAUCCAGCCAACUGCCCCUCCAUUCCUCCAACUCUUUCUACUUCACCUCAACUACUUUAAUCUCACUUUCUCCCAUCCUACCUUCUUCUCAUUUUUCUCCAGCAUCAAGACAUCAAAUCUGCAUACUACGAGGAUUCAUCUGACAGAAGUACCCUUUCAAAUCACUCAAUUGAUCCCCUAUUACCACCCCUACAACCAUCAAAAUGCCUCGCGCCGUUGGUGAAAACUCCAAGAUGUUCUACAAGGGAGCAUCUGACGACUUCGUUAUCUUCGUCGACAGUAACGACAUUGUGAACAAGUGGCGCAAGGACCGCUCCAUUCCCCUGUCCGACGUCGUUGACGGCUUCAAGAUCUUUGUCACUCACAAGCACGGCGCCCAGGGUGUUCUCGACAACGCCAGCAAGUCCAGCCUCCAGAACGAGUUUGGCACCGAUAACGAGGACGAGUGCCUGAUCAAGAUCCUCGAGAACGGUGAAUUCCAGGCUACUCAGUCCCGUGAGCGCCAGGAUGACACCAACUUCCGUAACGGCCCUGCUCUUCGAUAGAUGGCUUAUGCUUUUGUAAUGAGCUGAUGUGCUACUGCUGGCUGGCUGGCUGGCUGGCUAGCUGAUGAUCCCUGAUCCUUCG
This is a messenger RNA of Aspergillus saccharolyticus JOP 1030-1, 775 nucleotides long. Its product is annotated as SBDS family protein. The record is from RefSeq and is a predicted model, not a curated record. Lineage: Eukaryota; Fungi; Ascomycota; Eurotiomycetes; Eurotiales; Aspergillaceae. The transcript has 3 exons. The coding region runs from base 352 to 693 and encodes 113 amino acids.